GACCGAGUUCAGGGAAGUUGGCAGCGCCUGCGCGCCGUUGUCAGGCCCAGCGGAAGAUGCGCGCGCAGCACCUUCCUUCCAGGAAGUUUUUGCUGGGCAACUGGAAGGCUGUUAUCAAGAUGGAGUUUCCAACUCAGUAAUCCAAGGACCAGAUCCUGAGUCCAUAAAGCAUGAUCUCCUUCUGUCCAGUCUGUGGCAAAAGUGUACAAGGUUCAUUCAACUUCUGCCCAUACUGUGGCGAGGCCCUGCCUGUAGAGGAGCAUGCAGGAGCCCAGACUGGCAUUACACCUCUUGUGUCAUCCUUUCGAGGCUCAAGGAAAGAGCUGAACUUCAGUUCUAAAACCUCUCCUAAGAAAGUGAAAUGGUCACCCACUGUCACCUCUCUCCCGCCCUCCUUCUCUGACUGUGACAGUUCUGAGUCAAGGCUGAGCUCUCCUGAGACAGCCUCAGGCACCAGGAGCAGACCCCCGACCCCCAGAGGCAGCCCACAGGCUUCCAGGCUAAGUCCUCAGACGCUGAAGAGGAGCUGGGUGACCACCUCGCUCCAGGCUUUGCCCACAGGGACAGAGCUGACAGACAAGAAAGGGCAGCACUGGACACUGGGGACCCUGCAGAGCCGGGAUGACCAAGGCAUUCUCUAUGAAGCUGAGCCCACUUCUGUCCUCCCCUGUGACUCGAGGACUUGGAAGCAUAAAUUCUCACUCAAACUGGACUCCAAGGAUGGGCGCCUUUUCAACGAGCAGAACUUCUUUCAGAGAGCAGCCAAGCCUGCGCAAGUGAGCAAGUGGAGGAAGCAGCGCCUGGUUCCGCUCCUGGCCAUCCCCACCUGCGUGGGAUUCGGCAUUCACCAGGACAAGUAUAGGUUCCUGGUCUUCCCCAGCCUGGGGAGGAGCCUUCAGUCAGCCCUGGAUGAUAACCCAAAGCACAUAGUAUCAGAGAGGUGUGUGCUGCAGGUGGCCUGCAGGCUGCUGGAUGCUCUAGAGUUCCUCCAUGAAAAUGAGUAUGUUCACGGGAAUCUGACAGCCGAGAAUGUCUUCGUGAAUCCAGAGGAUCUAAGCCAGGUGACCCUGGUGGGAUAUGGCUUCACCUUCCGCUACUGCCCAGGGGGCAAACACGUGGCCUACAAAGAAGGCAGCAGGAGCCCACACGAGGGAGACCUGGAGUUCAUUAGCGUAGACACGCACAAGGGAUGCGGGCCCUCCCGCCGCAGUGACCUCCAGACCUUGGGCUACUGUAUGCUCAAGUGGCUUUAUGGGUCCCUGCCAUGGACAAGCUGCCUUCCCAACACCGAGGAGAUCACUAGGCAGAAGCAGAUGUAUCUGCACAACCCUGACCUCUUUGUGGGACUGUGUCGCCGCUGGCGCAAGGCCUCAGCAUUCAAGAGACCAAGGCAGUAGGAUUGUCAGGAACUGGAGACCAGCCUCUGCUACAUACUGCUACAUAGUGAAUUCCAGGCCAGCCUGGGCUACAGAGUAAGACUUUUUUUUUCCAAAUUAAAAAGAGCCCUUCUAACCUGUGUGAUGUAAGUGCCUACACUUACCUUACAGGUCCAAGGUUACCUGAUACGGCUGGCGAGAAGUUACACCAGGCUUGGGUUGGAGGGGCCAUGGCAAGACUGAGGCUGUGACAGUUUUAUAGAAGAAUGUCGUGGCAGUUGCCAGGAUCAAUACAUUGUAGUUGUCGGGAUACAGACUGUGAUGUGGCUCUCAAAGCCACACGUCAUAGGCUAGGUCGUCUCCAUGGUUCCUUGCAGGUUGGCAUGCCUGCUUUUGUGCUGCUGUGAACUAUAUUCUGUUUUCCAUUUCCCCGUGGGUGAACCCUUUCUGAAGCAUGCUUGGUUGCACAUAGGGCUUGCCUGCAGCUCGCGCUGGUCACAUAGACACCCAUCUGCUUCCCUCUGCCCUGUGACUCCGUUUGUGCACCGGGCUCCCAUUCCCGUCCUGCCUCAGCUGGAGCCGACAGGCCCCACGUGAGAGGCGCACAUAGGUCUUCCUCGCAGGGGUCUGCUGGGAGGUAGUACGGGAUGGGACGCGCAUGGUGGGUGACUGGUCCAUGUUACAGCUGCUGACCCUGACUGGGGAGCGCUCUGGGGCUACCGUUCCACUGACGCUUCCCACACACGGACAGCCGACACGGGACUGCGGAUGCCACCUCUAAGCCCUCUCCUGUGCUUUUGGGUGUCUUGACCACAGAGACCCUGCAGGAGUACCUGAAGGUGGUGAUGGCCCUCAAUUAUGAGGAGAAGCCGCCUUAUACUGUGCUGAGGAACAAUCUAGAAGCCCUGCUGAAGGAUUUGCGGGUGUCACCCUAUGACCCCCUGGACCUCCAGAUGGUGCC
Molecule: messenger RNA, 2337 nt
Organism: Mesocricetus auratus (golden hamster)
Lineage: Eukaryota; Metazoa; Chordata; Mammalia; Rodentia; Cricetidae
Gene: Vrk3
Product: VRK serine/threonine kinase 3
Exons: 14
Coding region: 171-1397 (408 amino acids)
Biological process (GO): peptidyl-serine phosphorylation; signal transduction
Cellular component (GO): cytoplasm; nucleus
Molecular function (GO): ATP binding; protein serine/threonine kinase activity
Source: RefSeq, a predicted model, not a curated record